GUGUGUGUGUGUGUGUGUGUGUGUGUGUGUGUGUGUGUGUGUUUGUGAGUGUAUUUGGGUAAGGGUGUGUUUAUGUGUGUUUCAGUGUAGGUGUAUGAUAAGAUAAGACAAGCCUUUAUUGUAUCCUUGAGGAAAUGUUUUGCCCAGGUAUUCUAGAGAACACAGGUGACAUAGCGGCACACAGCCUCUCCAUAUACAGACAAUUUGUCCGUAUACACGUGCAAUCAAACUGCAGUUAACAUCCAUUAACACACACUAAUAUAAAAACACUUGAACAUACCCGCCAAGAUAAUUGCAUGAUUCUUUAUACCAAGGUAUUGCACAGAUGACCGAGUCCAAGAUAUUGCACAUUCCCCCUCAAUAAAACCAAUAACGUUAAUAUUGCAAUAGUGCUCCACGCCAAGGGAUGAUACAAUAAAAUGAGUGUUUGUCUCCGCUGCCUGUGUUUGUGUGCCCUCUGUUUGCAGCCCAACUGCCUGUGUGUGUGGGUGUGUGUGUAAUGGGUGUUCCCAGGUGAUGCAGGGAAAGGGGGUGGAGUUUAAUCCUCAGUUUGUGUUUGUGUGCAGUUGAGUGACUAGAAAGAGAACCAGGCAAAGACAUAUACCGGGAGAGUCCUGGCGAACAAAGAACCAGAGAGACAUAGAGACAGAGAGGAAGAGAAGGAAAAGUUAGCUCAGUACAGGAGAGCCUGAACACUCGGAGUAAGACAGAUGAGAAGAAACGGUAUCCAUGGUGUCUACACUUUGCUUGUCAAGGUUUCCAGGAAGCUUGCAGAUUUCUACCAGUCUGGACUUGCUGAGCAGAAGGUGGACCCCUCACCCAUGAAAUCCACGUGGUACUGCCCUCUGGAUCUGUCCACAGUCGCUGAGGAAGAGGAGGAUGGAAUCAUCUACACCGUCGUGGUCAAACAACAUCCCAGCACCCCCAACAGGUCACUGUCCAAAUCUGUCUCCCGUUCGCAGUGCGUGAAGGCGGGGACGGAGGAGAAGCUGGUGCUGCACCUCCUCCACUCCUUCGCCAUGGGGGACUCCUCCUUCAUCGCCGUCUUCCUCUCCACCUUCCGUUCCUUCACCUCCACCCGGAGGGUCCUGGAAAUCCUCAAAGACAGAUUGGAAAACCCACCGGGAGACAAUGCAAGAAGCCACACCAGACAGUCUUUCAACGAGGCAGUAUGCAUGGUGUUCAGCACCUGGCUGGCGGAGUACCCAGAGGACUUCCAGACACUGGGGGACCCCACCUGCCUGCUCCACCUCGCCCCUCUGUUGCCUAGCGACACGUCGACGGGCGCCGACCUGUGUGCACGAAUCCUGCGCAUCGCAGAGGAGCUCAGCGAGAAGGCCCUGCUGGCGGACUCACGCUCAUGUAAACACCACGGGCGUCACCACCAGAGGGGAUUCACCAUGUGUCAGACUGAGAAGGGUGGGAGAGACAACAAGCACAACCAGCCUCCAGACCCUUCCCCUGAUACCUCCGCAUUUGAACCCGCCAAGUUCCUGGGCUUCCCAGCCGCGCUCAUCGCUGAGCAGCUCACCAAGAUGGAGACGGAGCUGUUUGUGCGUCUGGUCCCGUACCACUGCCUGGGCUCGCUGUGGUCCCAGCGGGACAAGAAGGGCCACGAGGACGUCUGUUGGUCGGUGCGGGCCACCGUCCGUCAGUUCAACCGGCUGGCCAACGUGGUGCAGGCCUCCAGCCUCUGCCCCAUCCACCUGAAGAGCCAGCAGAGGGCCCGGCUCCUGGAGAAGUGGAUCAGCGUGGCGGAGGAGUGUCGCGCCAGAAAGAACUUCUCCUCGCUGUACGCCAUAGUGUCGGCGCUGCGCAGCAACCCUCUGCACCGGCUGCGACGCACCUGGCAGGAGACAGACAGGGAAGCAGUGAGGAGGUACGAGGAGCUGUCGGAAAUCUUCUCGGACAAGGACAACUACUCUCAGAGCAGGGUCCUACUGAAGGGGGAGGGAACGGCGAAGUUUGCGAUCCACGACAACCGAGCCAACAACCGGCGUCAUCCUGGGGCCAGCGCCCAGGGCACAGUGCCUUAUUUGGGCAUCUUCCUGACGGACCUCACCAUGCUGGACACAGCCGUCAAGGACAACCUUGAAAACGGAUACAUCAACUUUGACAAAAGGAGGAGGGAAUUUGAGGUUUUGGCACAGAUCCGUCUCCUCCAGUCCUCCUGUAAGAACUGUGUGUUCUGGUCCGAGCAGACCUUUGUGGACUGGUAUUGGAGCGCGCCAACCUUAACAGAGGAGGAGAGUUACAGACUGUCCAAUGAGAUCGAAGCCCCUAGCGAACCGAGCCCCCGCGUCUACACGCCUACCGUCAUCAUCACAGAGUGCGCCAGUUUGAGCGCUUCCCAGACGAGCCUAGCGAGCGACUGCGAUGCCUCCUUUGACUUCCCUUCUCCUGUCAAUCAACUGCUCUCCAAAUUUGCAAAGCACAUGAAGUCCCCCUCGGUCUCCUGUCUCGACGUGGACACUUCCCCUCCCACCAACGAGUCCAGCCCGGUAUCGUUGACCCCUUCGACGCCCGUCAAAUCACAUCGCAGAUCGGUCUCCUGCGGCAACAACCCGUCCUAUAACAGCCAGGGGUCCGGGCCCGACAUGCGCAUCAUCAGGAUACGGAUGGACCUGCAAGACGGCAACCUGUACAGGAGCAUACUGGUGACCAGUAACGAUAAGACCCCCACUGUGGUGAGCUCGGCGCUGGAGAAGCACAGCCAGGACACCAGGGAGGCCUCCAGAUACGAGCUUAUUCAGCUCCUCCCUGAAGGAAAAGAGCUGAUCAUCCCCGCCACCGGCAAUGUCUUCUACGCCAUGACUUCAUCGAGCGUUGAUUUCCUGUUGAGGAGGAAAGGUGGGAAAACUCUGCUUGGUCCACAGCCAAUCAGCACAGAGACCAGCGCAACGUUCCCUCGAAUCAAGGCCAAGGGGCGGAGACUCGUCCGAACUUUGUUUUGACAUCCAAAGAUCCACCCGGUGUGCUUUUCUCUCUCCGUAGCUCCAUGAUCCACUGCUCUCCUCAGAGUAAUGUCAAGAAUGUAGACGUCCUGGAACAUGGCCUUGUCUCAUAAGCACACAUCUCUAAAGCUAACCAGCCCUGCACUCUCCCCCCCAUGCAAAGCGCUUCCUCUCUCUCCUCUGGUCUACUCAGCCUCCCCUCCAGCAGCCUAUGCCUGGAUCAAGUCUCCACAGGUCGGGACACCAGGAGCUCUGAGCUCCACCUUGCUUUUCCUCACACAGCGCUGACCAAGCAAUGAAUGGGGGCCAGGGGUGAUGGAACCGUUUUGAUAGCCAAUGGAAGCUCUAGAUGAGAAGCUGUGGCUCCGCCUUGUGAUUUUCCAGACCAAUAGCCCGCAGUGGGACACGUCUUAACACGAUGUAGAAAUACAGUCAAUACAGUUUUCCGACAAAGGAAAAAUGACAGACCAUGGAAAGUUAUGACUGGAAAUGGAAAAAGAAAUCUGAUGCAAGCAUCAAUGUGUGUGUGUGUGUGUGUGUGUGUGUGUGUGUGUGUGUGUGUGUGUGUGUGUGUGUGUGUGUGUGUGUGUGUGUGUGUGUGUGUGUGUGUGUGUGUGAUGUCAGGGCAGUGUUUACAGUUAUAAGGAUUGUUUGUAGUUUGUCGUGAGAUUGCUAGUUAAUUGUAAAAAAACUAAAAUGAGCACUGAUGAUUUAUCGUUUCAGAAAUUACGAUAAGGUCAUAAAACGUGUUGUACUCUGUAUGCCUUGAUAAAAGCAAAUGCAUAUAUAUAUGCAAGAAACCUAAAUUUAGAGCACUUUCAAAGCUUGUGUCUUUACCUAACUAUUACAUGUAAUACAGCACAGAAUGAAAAUAAAUCGAAUCAACCAAAACAAGUUGACAGGAAAACACUAAGAAAAAAACAACUAGUAACAUCACCGCUAACAGGCUAACGUUUCCAGAGUUACGUUUCAUCAAAUCGUAAGCCAACGCUGACGUUUGGUUCAUGUUUUAAACUAUGUUUGAUCAGGGUGACCAUGUCUUGACCUCAUCAUUAUAAUCUGGGUCCUCUAACCAAUUACAUCUAUUUGGUUUUUAACGGAACUGUCGAUGCAAAAAAAAACACCUACGCAAAACUUAACUUUUCAGUGCACUUUUUUUUACGUACAACACAAAGCCUCCAUUUUCGAUAUGGUGUUGUGUGUCUCUUCAGUAAGUAAGACGAGCCACACAAUCUUUAAAGCAACCAGCUUACAAAGAAAAUGGAGGACGGUCGUUCUUCCGACAAGUUCCCUCUCAAUGAGUUCUGGUGACCUCUGGUUCGUCCAGCCCCGUCGGAGCCAAUGAGGCCUGCUCACAGACCGAUGGCAGGGGCGCGGUCGGGCCGGAGAGAGGAUUAUGGGUAAUUUGCGAUGGCGGCUUGUAAGCCUAUGGUGUGAGCGCGUUUGCUACACUGUUAGUUGUUUUUAGUGCCUUUCUCCUAUGGGUGCUUAUUUUUCUUGUAUUUGCAAUUGAUUGUAUACCUUCCGUGUGGAUGUGCAGUCAUUCAAAGCGCUGUCCCGACCCACAUCAAAAGCUAUUUAUGCACUACAUAAAGUAUGUCUUAUUUUUGUGGUAAUAAAUUUACUUUUAUAUGAA
Molecule: messenger RNA, 4590 nt
Organism: Gadus morhua (Atlantic cod)
Lineage: Eukaryota; Metazoa; Chordata; Actinopteri; Gadiformes; Gadidae
Gene: rgl2
Product: ral guanine nucleotide dissociation stimulator-like 2
Exons: 19
Coding region: 711-2954 (747 amino acids)
Biological process (GO): Ras protein signal transduction
Cellular component (GO): plasma membrane
Molecular function (GO): guanyl-nucleotide exchange factor activity
Source: RefSeq, a predicted model, not a curated record